AUGGCUCAAGAAGAAGAACUACCAUAUCCUACUGUUAAAUCUGUGCUUUCCAUUCAAUCACAUGUUGUACAUGGAUACGUGGGAAACCGCACAUCGACAUUUCCUCUCCAAGUUUUGGGGUGGGACGCAGAUGUACUCAACACGGUGCAACUAUCAAAUCAUACAGGCUACGGAAAGAUCUUUGGACAAAAGCUGAGUGCUGAAGAGAUCUGGACACAGUACGAAGGGUUGCGCAACAUUGGCAUGCAUCUGGAGUAUGAUGCAGUUUUAACAGGGUAUGUUCCCACAGCAGAUGGUACAAGAACCGUUGGAAAAAUUGCUGCAGAUAUUGUUAAAUCACAAGAAAAAGAAAAAGAAGAGAAGACUCAGGGGGGGAAUGGAGAAAAAAAAAAGAGCCAGGCAAUUUGGAUCCUGGACCCUGUAAUUGGAGACAAUGGGCGGUAUUAUGUGGAACAGGACGUGAUCCCCGUGUACCGCGAGAUUUUACGUAACGGAGGUGUGACAGCCGUAACUCCCAAUCAAUUUGAAGCCGAGGUACUAACAGGGAUUACAAUCAAGACGCGUGGGGAUGUGAUACGGGUGCUUGAUGUAUUUCACCGGGAGUACCGAGUGCCACAUGUUAUUUUAACAUCGAUGAAACUGGAUGCAGAAGCAGAUACGAUUUGGAGUGUGGGGUCUUCAUUAGAGUCUUGUGGAGUGGAGGGUAGCGUAGAAGUUCCCCACGUUUUUUACUACGAGUAUCCGUCGCUCAAGGCGUACAUUACAGGUACGGGGGACUUGUUUGCGGCGUUGCUUGUUGACCGAUUGCACAAGUACUUGGAACUGGCUCGGGGGGAUGCCAAUGGGUUUGCAAAAGUUAUUGCAGGGGCAGCAGAAGCAGCAGAAGCAGAAGCAGAAGCAGAAGCAGAAGCAGAAGCAGAAGCAGAAGCAGAGGGGGAACCAGGUAAAGAAGAUGCGCGGUAUAUUCCGUUGGCGUUUGCACUAGGCGAGGUUCUUGGAGUUGUACAAGCUGUGAUUCGACGGACUUUGGCAAACCCUGCGUUGAAGACGGUACAAGCGGGAGUAUAUGGAAAUAUUGAGUCGAUGAAGAAUGGGGAGCUUAAGUUGAUCCAGUCGCGUGAUUUGAUACCCGGAACAGCGAUUCCCUAUCAGGUACGAAAGUUUGAAGUGUAG
Molecule: messenger RNA, 1173 nt
Organism: Magnusiomyces paraingens
Lineage: Eukaryota; Fungi; Ascomycota; Dipodascomycetes; Dipodascales; Dipodascaceae
Exons: 1
Coding region: 1-1173 (390 amino acids)
Biological process (GO): pyridoxal 5'-phosphate salvage
Cellular component (GO): cytosol
Molecular function (GO): pyridoxal kinase activity
Source: RefSeq, a predicted model, not a curated record